UCUCCCUAACUACUUCAAAGCAGAAAAGCCCAUUUCCCCUCACCAAAAAAUCCCCACCAAAAUCCCAUUUCUCCUCCUUUUGUGAGUCUCCUUCCUUUUCUCUAAAUUUUUUUCCUUUUUUGGUGUUUCUGCUACCAAUUUGGUGGUGAUGAAUGAUGAUUGUUGGUUAGUAGUGUGAGUUUUGGUGAAAGUUGUAAUUUUUAAUCCCUUGUCAUUCCUUCUCUUCUUGCAGAUCUAGGCGACGUGACGAAGCGGCAUGGGUCGGUGAAGCCAAACGAAGCAGCAACAUCAGAGGGGAGUGAAGCGGAGGGUGUUCUGGCCACGGGACUUUGGAUUCUCGAAGCAUUGUGCCAUUCCAUUGUCUUUCUUUUAAGAUCCUGAUUCAAUUUCCAGGAGAAUAAAGAAUAUGGUAAAUUUGAGCAUCAUUGAUUAGAAAGCAUAGUGAAGUUGCAGCAAAUGUUUGACAAAAUAGUAGUCACUGGUGAAACUGCAUGGACUCCAGCUGCUGGGCCUAUUUCUCCAGUACAACAACAUGUGGGGUUUGAAGAUGCUGUUGAUUUGGAAGAAGGAAGUGGUGAUUCUGAUCAGGUGAAUGUCAUCCCAACACAAACUGGUGGAAGCAGUGAAAAAAGGAAGAAAAACACAAUUGGUCCUUCACUUACCAGCAAAGGGAAGAAAGUGAAAGUAGGGGGUGCAACAUACAUGCAGAAACAAUUGAAUCGUCUUUGUGAUGUAGUUGAAAGUUACACCACAACUACUUUGAGUGAUUCAUCAAACAAAAAUUAUGAAACAUAUCCUGAUACCACUGAAGAAUGUAUGGAGAUGUUGUUAACUUUACUUGGAGUUGAAGAUGGUAAUGAGCUUUUUAUGUUAGGUACUCGGUUGUUUGUGAAACGAGAAUACAGAAAUAUGUUUAGGAGUAUAAAAUCAGUUAACUCCAAACUUUCUUGGCUACAGCAAGAGUUGGAAAGGGACAAGAUAAGGUUUGAGAUGGAGAGGGAGAGAUUCAGUGGUAGAAGGUAUUACUAGGAUGUUUGUAUUUGAGUUUUUAGUAUUAAGACAUUCGUAAUGCUUAUAUUUGAGAUACAAAACUGUUUUCUUUUUUAUUUGUAUUUUCGUUGUAUGUGGACUAAUAUUAUGAAUUUAUGUCUUUUUCAUAAUGUUGUUUCUUAGAAAUUGGACUAGUGAUUUAUAGUUCAAAUAAGGAUUCCAUAUUAAU
Molecule: messenger RNA, 1219 nt
Organism: Rubroshorea leprosula
Lineage: Eukaryota; Viridiplantae; Streptophyta; Magnoliopsida; Malvales; Dipterocarpaceae
Source: the annotation of a GenBank genome assembly